Molecule: messenger RNA, 1213 nt
Organism: Zingiber officinale
Lineage: Eukaryota; Viridiplantae; Streptophyta; Magnoliopsida; Zingiberales; Zingiberaceae
Product: survival of motor neuron-related-splicing factor 30-like
Exons: 8
Coding region: 150-1034 (294 amino acids)
Biological process (GO): mRNA processing
Cellular component (GO): nucleus; cytoplasm
Molecular function (GO): RNA binding
Source: RefSeq, a predicted model, not a curated record
CUAUUCAUCCCCAUUUAUUUAUUUAUUUUCGAAAUAUCGUCGCUACGCACCGAUCCUUCGAAAAGGGUUUGCGUCGCCGUGAAAGCAGCCUCACCGGGCACGGAACGAAUUUAGAGCACAAGCUGCAAGGGCGAUACAGAGGGCACGAGAUGCAAGGGGGAGAGGAUUUAAGCAUCGAGGAGCUCGCUUCCAAUCUCUCUACUUACAAAGAUCAGCUCCGCGAGAUUAAAAAGAUUUUGGCUGAUGACCCUGGAAACUCUGAAUAUAUAGAUAUGGAGAAGGAACUUGAAGAGGUUAUUGCAUUGACAGAGGAGCUUCUGACAACUGCAAAGCCAACAGAUUUUCAUCGGCUUGAUUCUGUUGCAUCUCCCAACACUCAUUUUGAUGGGACAUCUCACUCCAAGGCAUCAUCUGAAUAUUCUCAGCCAUAUGGAAGUUUUCCUGUUGGUACUAAAGUCCAAGCAGUUUGGAGCGAAGACGAGGAAUGGUAUGAUGCAACCAUUGAAUCUAUUACUCCUAAUGGAUAUUUUAUCUCCUAUGAAGUCUGGGGAAACACGGAGGAGGUGGAUUUUGCUAAUGUUAGGCCAGUUGAAGAGGUGAAUGCAUUACUAGAAGCUGAAAGGGAAGCUGAAGCUACCAGACAGGCUAUCAAAAGGAAAAUUGCACAAGCUGCUAUAACUGACUUCCAAGCACGAACUUUACCUGCUAAACUUCGCAUCGAUCCCAAUGAUCCAGAUGAUGUGAAAGCUGCUAAGCGGAAGAAAAUACACUCUUUCAAGUCAAAGGUUCGAAGUGAGCAACUUGAAGUUGCACAAAAUAAGCGGCAGAAUGCAUGGCAGCAAUUCCAAUCCGCCAAAGGAAAGACGAAAAAGAUUGGGUUCUUCUCUGGGCGCAAGCGAGAAAGUAUCUUCAAGUCUCCAGAUGAUCCCAACGGUAAGGUUGGUGUUAUCGGCAGCGGAAAGGGACUGACAGAGUUCCAGAAGAGGGAGAAACACUUGCAUCUUAAGGGAGGCACUGUGGAUACAGAGGAGUAGGUAGCGUAAGUUAACUUCCAAUUGAAGGUUGAAAUGGAAUGAGAAUUCGCAUCUCUAACUUUAUGUGUGUUUCUGGAGAUAGUUUUUAACUUGGUUUCACACAUUUCCUCUAUAUCGGCAGCUACAUUGUAAAGUACAACUUUGCUAGAAAGUCACUAAGUUCGGAUACUUUUCAUCAA